UAUGUUAGCUAUAUACAAACAUAUACUAAUUAACAUACAUGCAUCAUGUGUUCAUGACACGUAUAUAUACAUACAUGAUGAAUAUACACAUACAUGUGAAUGAGCUCACAUAAAACUCUAACACCAAUAAUAAGAGGCAAGAGAAGAGAAGAGGUCUCUCUAUGCCUUGACUAAUAUAACUGCCCUCUUCAAAAAAAAAAAAAAAACCAAAACCCUACAAGACCAAAUAGAUAGAUCACCCCAUAUUGUCUCUCUCUUUCUCUUUCUCUCUCUUUCCUUUGCAUAUAUAUUUGCACCUUUCUUUCACAACUCAUAAUCAAAGGAAAGAAAUAUAGAAAAGCAGAUCCAAGGUGGUUGUUAAGCUGUCAUUCCAUCAAUCAAUCAAUCAAAGAAACACAAGACCAAUCAUCAAUCAGUUUUUCUUUGUUUCUUUUAUUUUAUUUUUCUUUUAUAAAAGAAAAAAGGAAUCGAAUCCAAAAAAAAAUGUCAUCUUCUUCUGCUUCAACAAUAUUGCCCCAGCAACUGGACCACCUCUCUUCCUCAUCCGAGCAGCUCUGUUAUGUCCAUUGCAACAUAUGCGAUACAGUCCUUGCGGUGAGUGUUCCUUGCAGCAGUUUGUUCAAGAGUGUGACACUAACUGUGAGAUGUGGACACUGCACCAAUCUGCUUCCGGUGAACAUGUGUGGUUUGCUUUUGCCUUCGCCUAAUCAGUUUCAUUUGGGCCACUCUUUCUUCAACCCUGCUUCUCACCAUAAUCUCCUGGAAGAGAUACCAAACUCAGCCCCAAACUUUCUGAUGAAUCAAUCAAGCAUGGCUGAUUUUGCAGUAGUGCCACCUAGGGGAGUCAAUAAUACUCGUCAUCAUGAUCAUCAUCAUCAUCAUCACCAUGAAAUUUCAAGGCCUCCUGUUAUUAACAGACCCCCAGAGAAGAGACAGAGAGUUCCCUCGGCAUACAAUCGUUUCAUCAAGGAUGAGAUCCAACGCAUCAAGUCUGUGAAUCCUGAUAUUUCUCACAGAGAAGCCUUCAGUGCAGCUGCUAAGAAUUGGGCUCACUUUCCACACAUUCACUUUGGUCUCAUGCCUGAUCAGACUGGGAAGAAGACAAAUGUUCGCCAGCAGGAAGGAGAAGACGUUCUGAUGAAGGAUGGGUUUUUUGCAUCAGCCAAUCAAGUUGGUGUUUCUCCUUACUAAUAACAUAAACAUCGAUGGAUCGACCAAUAUAUAUUAAGCAUAUAAAUAUAUAUAUGGAGAGGAAGCUAGAGAUGAAGAUUAAGUACGAACGUUUAUUGAAAGACAACACUAUAUUUCAUGGUGACCCUACGUAGUAAUUAUUAGUACUAGAAAGAAGGCUUUUUAAUUUAAUGACGAUACUAUGUCUACUAAAAUAUCAUGUACUUUUUCAGUUCUCUUUUAUAUCUCUUUCUCUAAAAUGUUUAAGGCCCUUUGUGGUUGAACACUACUUAAUUGUCUAAUCUUAUGCUAAUUAAACUA
Molecule: messenger RNA, 1491 nt
Organism: Cannabis sativa
Lineage: Eukaryota; Viridiplantae; Streptophyta; Magnoliopsida; Rosales; Cannabaceae
Product: protein YABBY 4
Exons: 7
Coding region: 484-1191 (235 amino acids)
Biological process (GO): regulation of shoot apical meristem development; fruit development; cell fate commitment
Cellular component (GO): nucleus
Source: RefSeq, a predicted model, not a curated record